GUCAGCUCUUCGAUCAGGUGGCCAAAGUACUGGAGCUUCAGCAUCAGAGGACGGAGUCAGGCCCACAUUCUGAGCAGUUGGGAGGAAAGGGCCAGAGGACCAGAAGGAGCUUGACAGGCCUGAGGGCUCCCCGCUGCUGAUGAGAUGAGGGAUGUCAGAACUAGGACCUGAAGGAAAAGGAGGGGUGACUUUUCAGAUCGCCCCUCCGUGUACCAGCGAGAGGUAUUAUGAGCAUCUUGGACAGUGCUGUAAGAAAUGUGAACCAGGAACGUACAUGUCUUCCAAAUGCACCACUACCUCUGAAAGCGUCUGUCUGCCCUGUGGCUUGGACGAAUACCUGGACACCUGGAACGAAGAAGAUAAAUGCCUGCUGCACAAAGUCUGCGAUCCAGGCAAGGCCCUGAGGGCCGUGGAGCCCGGCAACCGGACGGCGUCGCGGCGCUGCGCCUGCAUCUCCGGCUACCACUGGAGCGAGGACUGCCACUGCUGCAGCCGCAACGCCGAGUGCGCGCGCGGCUUCGGCGCCCGCCCCGUGCAGCUCAACAAGGACACGGUGUGUGAGCCCUGCCCCGCAGGCUACUUCUCCAACACCACUUCCGCCACGGACACGUGCAGGCCCUGGACCAACUGCACCAUUCUCGGAGAGAGAGAAGUGCGUCGUGGAACCGAUGAAUCAGAUGUGGUUUGUAGUCCUCUCCCACCUGCAGAUCCACCAAGUGAACCGCAGAUUUAUUUGCCCAGUUUAAUUAUUCUGCUCCUCUUCAUGUCUGUGGCUUUAGUAGCUGCCGUCAUCUUCGGUGUUUACUACAGGAAGAAAGGGAAAGCACUGACAGCUAAUUUGUGGCACUGGGUCAAUGAGGCUUGCGGCCGCCUAAAUGGAAAUAAGGAGUCCGCAGGCAACAGUUUCAGCUGCACUCACGCGGAGGCCGGCAGCGCACGCGAAGUCUGUGAGGGUGUCUUCCUGCUGACCCUGGAACAGAAGGUGUUUCCUGAAGACACGUGCCGUCCGGAGGCGGGGGGCGCGUGCGCAGCGGCCUGUCCACCCCGGGGAGACGCCGAGAUGCUCUCCUUGGUCAGCGAGAUCGAGGGGGACCCCUUCAGGCCAGUGCCCACGGAGGACGAAUACACGGACAGGCCCCCCCGGACCGCAGACUCCAUGGUGGUCCUCACCCCGCCUGGAGGCCGGUCGCCCUUCCCUGAGCCCCUGGAGGUGGGCGAGAACGACAGCUUCAGCCAGUGCUUCACGGCGACGGACAGCCUGGGGGGCUCCGAGAGCCCCCGCCUCCCCGCGCCCCCCUGCAGGACUGCGUGGAGGCCCGCGUCCCCCGAGAAGUCCUUGCACGGAGAAGCCGGGGGUGGCCGGUGCCCACACUGGGCGGCCGGCGCCCGCUCUGCCGAAGGCUGUAUAGGCUGCGGGGACCCGGCUGGGGGGGACCCGGCGGCCGGACUGGGGACCCCCCCGAGUGGACCCUUGCCCCAGUGCGCCUACGGCAUGGGCCUCCCGCCCGCAGCAGACCCGGCCGAGGCGGGGGGCCAGCCCCCGGACGGGGCUGCCGCCGAGCUUCCCGGCCCCGCGAGGGGGGGCCCGGGUGACCAGCCGCCUGCCUCAGGCAGUGUGACUGGAAACAGUAACUCCACGUUUAUUUCCAGCGGGCAGGUGAUGAACUUCAAGGGCGACAUCAUCGUGGUCUACGUCAGUCAGAACUCGCAGGAGGGCCCGGCGGCGCCAGGCGGCGGCGCGGGGGAGCCGGCGGGCCACCCGGUGCAGGAGGAGAGCCCGCCGCGCCACGACUCGUUCGCCGGCCUCGGGCCGCGCUUCCCGGACACGUGCACUGGCCUAGACGUGGGCCCAGGACUGCAGGAGCGCGGUGCCCCGGCUGCAGACAAGGCCUCGCGGCCGGUGCAGGAGCAGGGGGCGGCCGAGACGCGGCGAUGAGCGGCGAACACCCGCCGCACUUCACGGCGCCGCUCGGAACCGCGGGGCCUCCACACGCGGGCCGCGCACGUCGGAAGCCGCGUCGCAGCCUGGCGGCGUGGCGUGGCGUGGCGGGGGGCGUGGUCUCGGGGCGUGGUCUCGGAGGGGCGGGGCCAUGGGCCAGGGCCUGCGCCUUCAUGCUUCUGCAUUCGGUACAGCUGCGUGAAAUGACCGGGCGUCCUUCGUCCACCUUGCUUAAAUGGAAUCGAGGACUUUCUGGGGGAAAAAAAUGUACGUUUGUUAUUACUACUCUGCCGUCCACAGUCAGGUGUCAACGCAUUGCACAGGUACAUGUUGCUGUCUUCAGUCGCUCCGCUUUUUACCUCCUUUUAUAGUUUUUCUUCUCCUUUAACUUCCUAUUAUCAGCUCAUCAAUAGUUUGUCUCUUCAUGGCAUCUGUUUCUAUGCCUGUCCCGUUCCAUUUGGGUCUGUAGCCUCCCCCCCUCCUCCAUAUUUGAUAUUUGUAUUUCACUGUCUUUCAUAAAGUUUUUCUUGAUACUGUCUCCUCACCCCACCCGUUUCUUUCUUUUUACUAUUCAACGAUUUUCUUGAAAAUUCUCCUACGGGUGACGGUCUUCUUUAUAUUUCUUUGACCCUUUCUCACAAGUAGGUGCCUGUGUGUAGUGAUGGAGGGGGAGGGGGCGAGGAGUCUGUACUAAGCACUUUUGGGAAAAGACUAGGAAUGUGAAACCUGGCGGGAAACUUGGGGAACAAGAAGAGAGACUUUGAGCUUUUGAAAACUUUUCUGAGUUCUCAAUUUUCUAAAGGAAGGGAAAAUCCUCCUAAAUAUUUUUUAAGUGUGUGUCAACUUUGAGGCAGCCCAAAGCUGCAAUUUGUGUCUGACUCCUUUAAUCCAUCUCAAAAUGGUUCAUCCCCAUCCAUAUGCCAAGAUGAAUGUGCAUACCCAUCCCAGCAGAGGCAGCAAAACUUGGGUAACUAAAUCUCUAAAACUCCAGCUUGCUGCACUUGGCAUUCUCAUUCUUGAGAAUGAGAAAAACGUGUGGAAAAUGAGUAGCUAUGGGAUGGUCUCAGUGAAAAAAAAAGGUGCUGCAAAAGUUCAAGAAAGGAAGAAUAAAGAUGUUAAUGUGCAUUUUUUUCUUUCUAAACAAGAAUAGCAUAAAUGUGUUUAGGCAAUAGGCCCCAUUUGCUUCCUAAAUGUGUGUCUAUAGUUUAGCCUUAUAGAAGUGGAAAACUUUCCUGUUAUUUUCCAUGCAUCUGAAUUAAAAACCAAAUCCUUACAUUGUGAACUUAAGAGAAUUUAUCACAGAGAUGCUUUCUCUCAGCAUCAGUGCUCUUGUGAGGAAACAUACAGUGUGAGUAGGUUGAAAGAAGUUGCCUGAGGUGUUUCAUCUGUUGUGGCCAGUUAGCAUUUGUUUUCCUCAAAUACCAAAGUUACAAUGCCUACUGCUGCUGCUGCUAAGUCGCUUCAGUCAUGUCUGACUCUGUGCGACCCCAUAGACGGCAGCCCACCAGGUUCCCCCGUCCCUGGGAUUCUCCAGGCAAGAACACUGGAGUGGGUUGCCAUUUCCUUCUCCAAUGCAGGAAAAUGAAACAUGAAAGUGAAGUUGCUCAGUCGUGUCCGACUCUUCGAGACCCCAUGGACUGCAGCCUACCAGACUCCUCUGUCCAUGGGAUUUUCCAGGCAAGAGUACUGGAGUGGGGUGCCAUUGCCUUCUCCGUACAAUGCCUGAGCAUAUUAAAAUUGAUUUUGUGUAUCUGGUAGGUUUUGAAAGCGCUGAUAGUAGUCACUGUCCAGACUUGAAUGACCUCAAAUGCCCAGCUGAAGGGAAUGACCAUUGAUCAGGGGUUUCUCCCUGUUGACUGCAGGUCUGUUGGAAAUGCUAGAAUAGUAGCUGUCAAUUAUGAUUUUUAAUGGAGAAGCAGAGGUGGCUCUAUAAUUUCUGUGGCUCCUUAGCAGGCAUGAAAAAUGGCAGAAAAUAAGCUUAUUGCCGGAAUGAUCCCUUGGUGAGAAUUUACUGUCUGCACUGCCCUUUUCCCAUCCAUCCAAAGAGAGAUGUUAUAAAGUGGAAGUAACUAUCAUACCUUUUGUUAUAUUGUAGUUCACUAAGGAGAAGGCAGAGCUAAAGACCCAAGUUUCUCCUGUGACUGUCACCAUCUCACUGAUACUUUACCUUUCUCUGCUUUUUUAAAAAAAAUUUUUCCUACAAAAAGGCACUAA
Molecule: messenger RNA, 4153 nt
Organism: Dama dama (fallow deer)
Lineage: Eukaryota; Metazoa; Chordata; Mammalia; Artiodactyla; Cervidae
Gene: TNFRSF11A
Product: TNF receptor superfamily member 11a
Exons: 10
Coding region: 152-1936 (594 amino acids)
Biological process (GO): mammary gland alveolus development; multinuclear osteoclast differentiation; positive regulation of bone resorption
Cellular component (GO): external side of plasma membrane
Molecular function (GO): cytokine binding; tumor necrosis factor receptor activity
Source: RefSeq, a predicted model, not a curated record